Messenger RNA from Peronospora farinosa, 2094 nucleotides. Lineage: Eukaryota; Oomycota; Peronosporomycetes; Peronosporales; Peronosporaceae. The record is from the annotation of a GenBank genome assembly.
AUGAGCAAGAAGCGUAAACUUGCAACGGUUGAUACACUCGAUCCCAAGUGCCUUCAUGAUGAUACAGUGGAUAGGGAUAAGGAGGAGGCAGCAUGGACUGUACGUACACCCAGCAAACAGAUGAGUAUUGCAAACCUCAUUAGCUCACCACCCACCCCAACGACCAGUGACGAUAGUUUCUGGGCUGCUGGAUCAGCUCUAGCCAAUGUCACCAUUAAACACGAGAAAAUCGAGGUGGAUGUUGCGACGACAGAGACCGAGAGGUAUCGGUCUGUUUCUGUACCAGCGUCGGCGUCGGCAUCGUCUUCGAACAUUCCAGCAGCGUUCUUGGCCACGCAAGCGUUUGCGAGUCCGCGGGACUUUUUCGUAGCACCAGUGGUAGUAGCGACGAAAUCAGAUGGAAAUACGGAAGCACGCACAGGUGCAACAUCGGCGUCGGAAAAAGCUCAUGUCAUUUGUACGCUGUGCCAAGUGAUCAUGGGCAACCGAGUCUAUAGUCUCAAGAGACACUUGUUUCGUCAUCAUCCACAGGUUUUUCGUGUUGAUAGUCCAGCGCGUAGCAAAAUGACAGAAUCGAGAAAGAACCGGGGUAUGAAAAGUGACCCUGACAUUGCAAACUUAAGACACAACGGCAACGACCAGCUCGUAGUACAGCUCAAGGACACAUUCGGGUCAGCUGAUGGGCCGAUGAAGCGCUGCAAGAUGACUGAUACUGUGGAUACUAGCAGCACUUCCUUGCAAAAGCACAAUGACGCUUUCGUGGACUGGCUGCGCUCGGAUGUGAUUCCGAUGAAGGCACUGCAGAAUCAGCUGUUUCGCGAGUUUUUGACGCUCGUGAAUCCGACAUUUAUAAUGCCGCAGGUGAUCAUACAGCCACAGAAGCUUCACAAACUCAACUUAUUGAGAUCAAAUCAUGGGAAAGGUGAUAAUUCGCCAAUUAGUCGUUGUGUUGAUUCGAGUGCCAUUGGGUCUGGCACAACAGAGCUGCUCUUUAUGAAAGGUCUUUGUUUGCAAGGCAAUGGAUUAGCCCCGCAAUUGAUCACGGACCUUGUCGUACCGACUCCGGCUCCUCAUGAAGCACUGAUUGAGGUGUUACGAGCAGGUAUAUGCGGGACAGACUUGCAGAUGAUUGACAAUUACAAGCCAGGGUUCAAGGGUACACUAGGACACGAGUUUGUCGGCAUCGUUCGGAAGCUUGGAGCACAGUACACGAACGAUGAACAGACACAACGGAUGUGGAUUGGCAAGCGUGUUGUAGGUGAAAUUAACAUUCCUUGCAACUCGUCCAAGUGUGUGACUUGUGCACGAUGCAAUAUAACGUUCAAUCGAAGAGGUGAUACGUUGACAAGAGAUGAGGUAAUGCGUCGCAACCAUUGUCCCAACCGAUCCUGCCUCGGCAUCGUGCGGAAGGACGGUGCAUUUAGUCAAUUCAUUACACUUCCUCUUGCAAACCUCUAUGAGGUGCCAGACAGCAUUGUGGACUCGCACGCCGUCUUUGCUGAGCCAUUAGCGGCAGCGUGCCGCAUUCUAGAGCAACAAGUUGUCCAGUCGUCCGAUCACGUCGUGGUACUUGGAGAUGGAAAACUAGGUCUCAUGGUAGCAGAGGUUCUUCAGGCUACCGGAGCUGCCAAAUCAGUAACACUCGUGGGAAAGCACCGCGAUCGGCUGGCGUUAGCGAAACAUGACGUGAGCAGCGUGUAUACAUUAUCGAGCGGUGACGAUGCAGAGAUGAAUGCACUUGUAGCUCGAAUCGCCAGCGACCGAGAGCCUUUUGACGUGUGCGUCGAGUGCACAGGAAGUCCCAGCGGCAUCACGUUGGCACUGAAAUUAGUACGCGAACGUGGAACUGUAAUUAUCAAGUCAACGUGCUCGGUAAAGCGGUCUACGGUGGACGUUACGGUGGUGCAAAGCAAGCGACUACGAAUCGUAGGCUCCCGGUGUGGACCCAUUCCAUGGGCACUGCGAUUACUACGAGACCGCAAGAUUGACGUGCAAAAGUAUAUUCAUGGUGUUUACCCGUUGGAGCGAGCCGAGGCAGCAUUGGCUCAUGCGGCUCAGCGCGGUACACUUAAAAUUCAGCUUGUCAUGAGGUGA